Messenger RNA from Dichomitus squalens LYAD-421 SS1, 1014 nucleotides. RefSeq lists its product as uncharacterized. The transcript has a single exon. Gene Ontology annotation, molecular function: nucleic acid binding; RNA-DNA hybrid ribonuclease activity. The record is from RefSeq and is a predicted model, not a curated record. The annotation marks the transcript as partial. NCBI's taxonomy places the organism in Eukaryota, Fungi, Basidiomycota, Agaricomycetes, Polyporales, Polyporaceae.
CUUACGAAGGCUGUAGUUGCCGCUCUUAGACGACGAAAAGCCCCCACCAGAUUCAAGUGGGUCAAAGGGCACAGCGGCCACGUGAGAAAUGAAGGAGCGGACUGUCUGGCGGGGCAGGGCGCAAAGAAACUCACUGUAGAUGACGUAAACACAGCAGUCCCAGAUGAUCUCCUAUUAUCGGGAGCAAAGCUGAAGAAUAUGACACAGCGGUUAGCGUACAAAGCCAUCAUGGCGAAUAAGGCGAAACGGCUCCCACCUAGGCCCCGGACGGCGCACAAUCUGGAUAUGAUUAGAGACGGAGUAGAGCACGCCUGUGGCGCACAGGUUACGGACAAAGCGGUCUGGACCUCACUCACAAAGAAGACAAUUUUUACACGUGAAAUACGACGUUUUAUGUGGAUGAGCAUCCACCAAGGAUAUAUGAUAGGGAAUUAUUGGCUCCGGGAAACUAUGUCAGACGAAAUGCGAGGCCGCGCCACCUGCCAUACAUGCGGAGAGGUGGAAUCGAUGACUCACAUACUUUUCGACUGCCAGGCGGUGGGCAGGGAGACCGCCUGGUCUCUGCUGAAGGCUCUAUGGGGCCAAACAGGUCUCCAGUGGUGGGAACCCAACUGGGGGACUGUUUUUGGCGCCGCGUGCCUCCAAGCGAGAGACGACGCCGGGGCCCGAUGGCCACACAGGGAACAACGCUGGGCCAUGCUGGCCUCAGAAACUGCGUACUUCAUCUGGAAACUGCGCUGCGAGAGGGUUAUCCGGAAUGAAGGACGGCCAUUCACGGAAACGCAAGUGAAACGAAAAUGGUAUGCAAACCUCAAUCGCCGGAUGCGUCUGGACUGUAGAUCUACGGCGAGGAGGUUCGGAAAACAGGCGCUAAAACCGGGUUUCGUUGAGCUAAUAUGGAGCCCGGUGCUGGAGGACGCAGGUGGCCUCCCGCCGGACUGGGUGUCGAAGAGUGGGGUUUUAGUAGGUAUUAGGAGGGUAGAUGACGGAGGUGAGCUGGGUGACCGGCGAUGA